Molecule: messenger RNA, 1336 nt
Organism: Pseudo-nitzschia multistriata
Lineage: Eukaryota; Bacillariophyta; Bacillariophyceae; Bacillariales; Bacillariaceae
Source: the annotation of a GenBank genome assembly
AAUCUGAAAAAUAAKUCGAAUCAAUACUUUUCAAUUCGUUCCUAUCUUUCGGAAAACACCCAGAGUGAACACCACCUAUCACUUUGGUCGAAAAGGGACCAAGAUCCACAAGAUGUCCGYGGCAGAGACGAAAUCAGGCGUGAUAGGCGACGAGAUUGAUAACUUCAGGGAUCGACGUUGGCAAUGGCACAACGGCGUCCCGGACCACAGCAUCGCGGAUGGGAAGCUAACGGUCCGCCCCACCCCGAACAAAGACUACUGGUGCCGAACCUUUUACGAUCCGUUGUUGGUCAAGACGGACGCGGAGACCUUUCUGGCAUGGAUCGAAGCCGGAGACGAGGCUACCAUUGCCACGUCGUUCACGCUCGAGCCACGUUCCCAGUUCGACCAGGGGGGGAUCAUGGUGCUUGUCGACGAAGACACUUGGGUCAAGGCGGGGGUCGAGUACACCGACGGAAUCCCGCGAUUGUCCUGCGUUGUGACGAACGAGGGKUUUUCGGACUGGAGCACCCAAGAAAUUGGAAGCAAGGAGRGCACCGGGGGAUCUUCCGUCUCGGUCCACGUCCGCCUCAGCAAGCUGAAUCGUCCGGGAAGCGCACAAGGACCCUGCCUGGUAUUCGAGGUKGGAAAKGCGUCGGGUGAUARSAMUUCCUCCGCCGCGCUCAAGUGGACGCAAAUCCGCAUUGCYUCGCUGCGCAGCGGCAACAAACCCUGGGGAAUGGGCCUGUUUGCGAUCUGCCCGAUCGAAAACAAGGACUGMAGCGUUGUCUUUGAUCGUGUUCGGUUGGGACCAAAAGUAGUACCGGUGCACCAUACCAACGCGGGGGUUGAGUAGAAAUACAGGCGACAAAGAGAGAGGCUAAAGAAGCAUGCGACCUGGGAAAUCUUUCUUCGGGAGUCACUCUCUGAAAAUUUAAAUWAUGUAUGCGAAGAGUGGAUGGUGAAUUCMAAGAAAACAAAGUGACGGUGGCUCCUUAUCUUCAUUGUAUAGGGAUGGGUAUGUGGAARSGUUUCCAUCGAAUCUGGUACARCCAYUUURCURCAMUUCAGGAACCGAAAAAGGGYUUUCGCUAUGGAUGCAAGGAAGUGUUAAAGCAUGAAUCAUUGCUGGAACGGUGCCGAUGGACGAAAGUCUAUUACUACAGCAGCGAAUGGUUGAACAAGUCGGGUAAUGCAGAACAAUCGUAGUUGGUAUGGUAUUUCUUGGAGGAUGAUACAMGAACCAGUUUCACAUAGAUAAUCUAAAACUGGGAACUCUUCUACCGGUAAMUUUUUUGUUGCAAGAUCUUAUCUCUUUGAUGAAACACGUAGCACAAAACAAAUUUUGUUCGAUAUG